Messenger RNA from Pungitius pungitius (ninespine stickleback), 3497 nucleotides. RefSeq names its product acyl-CoA synthetase long chain family member 4a (gene acsl4a). The transcript is spliced from 15 exons. The record is from RefSeq and is a predicted model, not a curated record. Bases 266 to 2404 code for a protein of 712 amino acids. Gene Ontology annotation, cellular component: lipid droplet; plasma membrane; endoplasmic reticulum. NCBI's taxonomy places the organism in Eukaryota, Metazoa, Chordata, Actinopteri, Perciformes, Gasterosteidae. Gene Ontology annotation, molecular function: arachidonate-CoA ligase activity. Gene Ontology annotation, biological process: long-chain fatty acid metabolic process; neuron differentiation; long-chain fatty-acyl-CoA metabolic process.
GCAAACCUACCUCAGCCUCCCAUUGGUCCAGAAAAAUGGAAUCAGAUGACGUAGUAGUUCCGGUUUCCAGUUCCCUCAUUAAAGGUAACUCUCGGUCAUUUGUGAAACGACACACGACUGACCCGGUUUUCCUCCGCUGAAGGUGUAACAUUUAAGGGCAGUGGACCAAAUAUUUCCAUCUCGCAGUUCGAGGAUUUUAAAAAUUGGGUUACUUUUCUGGGACCAGCGCACUAUAGAAAACUAGACUAAACAACCAGAGAGAAGAAUGGGUCUCCAACCAGACUCUCCCCUCCAAGCUGUCCUCCUGCUUCCGAUCCACCUUCUCGUGUGGCUGUACUCCGUCCUGUCCUUCCUUCCCUGGUACCUCAUGACUGGAGCCGGGGAGAGGAAAGCGCUGUCCAAGCGGAUGAAGGCCCGCUCCACUUCAGGCUGCGCGGAGGGGCCCUACCGCUCAGUGGACCACUUUGAUUCCUUAGCCAGGGAAGACUUCCCGGGCAAGGACACGCUGGAUAAGCUGUUCAAGCAUGCUGUGCAGCGCUUCGGAUCGGCAAACUGUCUCGGCACCCGAGAAGUGCUGUGUGAAGAAAAUGAGAUUCAACCCACUGGAAAAGUAUUUAAAAAGCUGAUCCUGGGCGACUAUAGAUGGCUCUCCUACAAUGAAGUGGACCGUAUCGUGGAUCAUUUUGGCAGUGGACUGGCAGCUUUGGGACAGCAGCCCAAAAGCAACAUUGCAAUCUUUUGUGAGACCAGAGCGGAGUGGAUGAUCACAGCCCAGACGUGCUUCAGGCACAACUUCCCAUUGGUGACAUUCUACGCUACUCUGGGAGAGGACGCAAUUGCAUUUGGACUGAACGAGGCUGGAGUGACGCAUCUAGUCACCAGCGUGGAUCUGCUGGAGACAAAACUGAAAAAUGUGCUUUCACAGAUCCCAAAACUGAAGCAUGUGAUCUAUGUGGACCAAAAGAAGCUGAACACAACAUGCUACCCAGCGGGACUGUCCACCCACAGCAUGCAGGACGUGCAAGAGCUGGGCGCGCUGCCCGAGAACAUGGGGAGGGCGAUUGUGAAGCCCCAGCCUUCCGACCUGGCUGUGGUGAUGUACACCAGCGGCUCAACCGGCGCACCGAAAGGAGUCAUGAUCAUCCACAGCAACCUGAUAGCGGGAAUGACGGGCCAGUGUGAACGCAUCCCUGGACUUGGGCCUAAUGAUACUUACAUAGCCUAUCUGCCCCUGGCUCAUGUUCUGGAAAUGACAGCUGAAAUCUCCAGCGUCACAUAUGGCUGUCGGAUCGGCUACUCGUCCCCUCAAACGCUAACGGACCAGUCCUCUAAGAUUAAGAGAGGAAGUAAAGGAGACAGCUCUGUGCUCAAACCCACCUUGAUGGCAGCUGUGCCAGAAAUCAUGGACCGCAUCAACAAGAAUGUGAUGAGCAAAGUCCAGGAAAUGAGUAUCAUCCAGAAGACGCUGUUUACGCUGGGCUACAAAUAUAAACUAGAGCAGAUCAGGAGGGGCUAUGACGCACCACUCUGCAAUGCCCUGUUGUUUGGAAAAGUGAAGAAACUCCUUGGGGGACGUGUGAGGAUGAUGAUGUCUGGAGGAGCCCCCCUGUCCUCGGCCACGCAGAGGUUCAUGAAUGUAUGCUUCUGUUGCCCAGUGGGUCAGGGUUAUGGCCUCACAGAAACCUGUGGAGCCGGAACCAUCACAGAGGUUGCGGACAUCAGCACUGGUCGGGUUGGAGCUCCUCUGAUUUGCUGCGAGAUCCGGCUCAGGGACUGGGCUGAAGGCGGCUACACCAGCAGAGACGAGCCAAACCCAAGAGGGGAAAUCCUGAUUGGCGGCCCCAACGUUACCAUGGGUUACUACCGGCAGGAGAGUGACAACGAGGACUUUUUUGUGGAUGAAAAGGGUCAGAGGUGGUUCUGCACAGGCGACGUGGGCGAGGUUUACGCAGACGGAUGUCUCCAGAUAGUGGAUCGCAAGAAAGACUUGGUUAAGCUGCAGGCAGGGGAGUACGUGUCUCUUGGUAAAGUAGAGUGCGCUCUGAAAAACUGCUCUAUCAUAGACAACAUCUGCGCUUAUGCAAACAGUGACCAGAACUAUGUGAUCAGCUUCGUGGUUCCCAACCAGAAAACGAUGACGGAACUGGCCAAACAAAGAGGCAUAGUGGGAGCAUGGGAAGAGAUCUGCACGCACCCGGACAUGGAGAGGGAGGUCCUGAAGGAGAUCAAGGCGGUUGCUGCUAACAUUAAACUCCAGCGAUUUGAGAUUCCAGUGAAGGUGCACCUGAGUCCAGAGCCGUGGACCCCUGAGACGGGUCUCGUCACAGAUGCGUUCAAGCUGAAGAGGAUAGAGCUGAAGAACCACUAUCUCCACCACAUAGAGAGAAUGUAUGGGGGCAAAUAACUGCUCACUCUCACUCCAAGCGUCUCCAUUGUAACCAUAACCACUGUAAAUACUCCUCCCAGUGGUACCCUUAUGGAUCUGUAUGCUGUUUGUGUCACACCAAAUGAAAAUGUCUUGAACAGAGAAGCUGUAAAUAUUUGUAGUUGUGAUCCAUGUGACCUGCUUUAUAUUUAUUUGUGUAAGAGCUUACACUGUCAACGAAAUGCACUCGAGUAACAACUGUAGAAAAAAGGCCCAAGACGGUUUACGGCACAUGACUGGCACCCACUUAAGUCUUCUGGCCGCAUGGUUUGUAGCUGAUUAAAAAAGUACCACUGUGGCCCGUAUGUUGCAAAGCUUUGUUAUUUCAUUUGUAAUUAUCAGGGAGGCUUGUAUUUUGUAAACUAGAAGUACUAAUGUUGUGCCUUCACUCUGUGUAGUCAAGCAGACGUGGCACUCAGUUAGAAAGAAAAUAGUUCACGCUUUUUAUUGUGUAAACAAAAUGCUUUGCUGCCAUGUUUUACUUGAAGAAUAUACUCACCCAGAGAUUAACUGAAACAUUGUGUAGAUCAUACAUACUGAUUAUGUCAGCUAUAUCAUACUUUCUUACAUAUUUUAUUUAUACUUUUGCUAUUGUGUGAAUUUAUUUGGUAAGACCAAAAUGUAUGAACUUAAAUGACUCAGGAAAAUAAGCAAAUGUUUUAAUAUAUAAAGGAUAAUUGUCAAUUGGUGGGUUACUUGUACAGAAAGCCCUCUUGUCAAGGUUCUGGUGGGCAGUAUAUUUAUUUGAGUUCAAGCAUGUUUUGCAAUAACAAAGUUAAGAUGCGUAUUUGCAUUAGCUAUUCAUAACUGGUUAUGAUACUAUGUAUUUCGCUUCUGUUCCUGGGUUAAUGUUCAUUUUGGUGUACGGUUUAUUUGAAGUCUAGUUGGAUCCUUUUAAUGAAGGUGUAUUUUUCCAAAUGUCGUGUUGAUGGUGUUUCAUCAAACCUUAAAGCACACAUUCACAUUCGUUUUACAUUUGGUUGCUUGGUGAUUCUAUUUUUUAUUUAUUACCUCAUUAUAAGCAUAUUGUCCUGUUCAACAUUUCAAGAAUAAACACUUUUUUUGAAUCGUG